CUAACAGGUAGUUUACUACGUGAAACAACAUAAAUAAAGGUCAGCAGCAGCAGUAAAUAGUGCGUUCACAUAUUCAAUGUGUUCGUUAAUUAUUUGACUAAGUGAAAAUAUCAAUAAAUAUUUUCAACUAUACGAUCAUAAAAAUAUGUUUGCUUGAACAUGAUGUAAUAUCAUACUAUUUUAUAAAUAUCUCAUAGUUUUUAUAAUGUCGUGUAAGCAGUUUUAACAAUUUUAUAUUUAAAAUACAAAUGUAAUGGGUCGAAGUCAUACCCCGUCGCCAGGAAGACGACGUGAUCGUUCCAGGGAACGUGAUCGCGACAGAGAUCGUCGAAGGCGACGAUCUCGCGAAAGACGUCGGAGAUCUGCGGAACGUGACAGAGUAAAGUCAAGAGAUAGAGAUAGAGAACGAGAUCGUGAUCGAGACAGACAUAAACGAUCAUACAGUAGAUCUAGAUCUAGAGAACGAGAUAGACCUAAACCAAGAGCCAAAUUAUCUACGGCAGAACGUCCUGUUAUCACAGAGGCCGAUCUUCAAGGAAAAACACCCGAAGAACAAGAGAUGAUGAGAAUGAUGGGUUUUUGUGGUUUUGAUACUACCAAAGGUAAGAAGGUAGAAGGAAAUGAUAUAGGCGCAGUACAUGUUAUUUUAAAAAGAAAGUAUAGACAGUAUAUGAAUAGAAAAGGAGGUUUCAAUAGACCACUUGAUUUCGUGGCAUAAAUAUUUUGACUUUUGAAUUCUCCAAUUGUUAGUAUUUGUUUAAUUCAAUUAUUUAUAAUUAGGAACGUAUAAUCCUCGUAUAUCCUUUUCUUUUAGUUUAAAGUGUUUCACAACAUGAAUAAUUUACUUCAUUGAGAACAUAUAAUACAUUAAUCAAUAAUGGGGCAAAAGAAACUCAUAAACUGUUUAAGCACAUUUUUGCUCUCAAUUAUAUUUAAUAGCAAUUAAAAAAGAAAUAAUAUACAUUUUCAUAUCAAUUAUAAAAAUAUGAAAUUAAAUUAUAUUAAAUCACAUAUACAAAAAUAAAAUUAAAAUAUCUUAUAUAAUUCUCUUAUAUUUGUUCAUUUAAUAAAACUUACCAAAUUAAAAAGUUACUAAAAACUAUUUACGACUCAGUCAUAGAAUGUUCUGUUAUGGAUGAUGAAGUAUUAUCUGAAUCAUGUGCAAGACUGUUAUUUAUAUUUGUGACAUUAGUACGUUGUGUGCUUAACUAUUAAAUAGAAAAGAAGAAAAAUAAUUAUUAAUUUUUAAUAAAUUAAUAGAUAAUACAUGAUAUAAUUAGUUUCUUACCAUACUGACAUCCAUUUGUUCAAGAGAUUCUGUUAAUUGUGAACCUAAUAUUCGGAAAUCACGUGUUACGCUAUGUUUGAUAUAAUUUUCUAAAGGUACCUAAUAAAAAAAAGCCAUUAUAAAUAUAUAAAAAAGCCAGUUUAUAAGUUUCUGUAAAAAUAAUUUUGCUUUUUACCCCAGUUUUUUUUGCAAGCAGCAAUACUUCUUUACUAAAUUGUUCAAUUUCAUAAACAACACGUGGUAUUAAUUUAGUUUCUCUUAAAAUAUGAUUUUUUUGUAUAUUUGUAUCUGUCUUUAAUCGUUUCUUGUCUUUACUUUGACUUUCCUAUAUCAAUAAAAGCAGUAAAAAAUAUGUAUAAAAAUAUGAAAUAUUAAAA
Messenger RNA from Vespula vulgaris, 1665 nucleotides. It is a transcript of the gene ytr, whose product is annotated as U4/U6.U5 small nuclear ribonucleoprotein 27 kDa protein. Gene Ontology annotation, cellular component: precatalytic spliceosome. The coding region runs from base 254 to 718 and encodes 154 amino acids. The record is from RefSeq and is a predicted model, not a curated record. The transcript is spliced from 4 exons. Lineage: Eukaryota; Metazoa; Arthropoda; Insecta; Hymenoptera; Vespidae. Gene Ontology annotation, biological process: RNA splicing.